AUGAAUCACCGAUUAUGGAUGUUUGUUGUGCAGUGCUUGAUCUUUUCCGUGGCUGUCUGUCAAAAUAAACGAGGCGAUGGUUUUUGCAUGCCACCGCAAAGCAUUGCCAUUGUAUGUUGUAUAGGAUUUUAUAAUAGUGGAGACAAUUGUAUAGAAUGUGAACCAGGCACCAUAGGUGAUAACUGCUCCUUGACCUGCCCACCAGACUACUUUGGACUUCAGUGUACAGAACAAUGUAACUGCUCCUCGGACGAGUACUGUGACCCAACAAGUGGCUGUCUGGCAAACAUCACAGUAGUUACAUCUACAAAUUUAGCUGAUACAGGAACUGGGUUCCUACUCAAGUUUGUUCUUCCGUUCUCACUUCUAGCCAUUGUUGUUCUGAUUGUUGGAACAGUUUGCAUCAGGAGAUGGCACGUAAAAACCAUGAAGAAAACAAAAGAUGAAUUGUCAUUAUCGAAAGAUGUAGCUGAUGUCGACACCGAAACUCAAAAAUCAGCAAAGAAAGGACUUAGUUCCAGAGAAACGGUAUCAUCCCAACUUUACAAAAGAAAUUCCCAUGAAAAAAUUAAUCGCAAUGCAAAUCUUAGUCAAAAGGAAACCAUGGCCACAGGGGGAGACCCACCUCCCUGUCCUGGUCCGUCACUGGAUGUCUCAUCACAUCAGAGGGAAGGAAAUGUCCAUAUCAACUGGUGUUCUCUCGGCACAGUUUCUGAGAGAAGCAAUGAGGUCUUACAAAUAAGUUGUAUCGACAAGGGUACAAUUCAAGAGCAAACCAAAGACCAACAAUCAUAUAUUUAUUCAAUUUCGAGCAAACACUCAAGAAAACAACUGCAUCGUGAUAAUUCAGAUUCAGAAUGUUCAAAAGUAACCUACGAUGAAGAAUUGUAUGCAAAUAAUCACAAUAUUGAGUAUUCCACCAGUUGUUUUGGACAGGAAGGGGAUUCUGAUGAGUACUUUGACGUCAGCUACGAUAAACAAAAGAAAAUGUCUUGCAUUGUACUACCUAAUCUUGACGCUUAGGAACUAAGUCAUAUGAAACUGAACAUUUUAUGUCUGAUUAUAUAACUGCAAAACAAUUGUUUAGGUUUGAUACUCAGUGACAUUAACAUACAUUUUUUAUACUAAUGCAAAUCAAUGCGUUAAAUGCGCUAUAUAUUUUAGCAAUUUAUUUAAGAUGAAAAAAUCCGGGUUUUUUUAUAAACACGUCAGUUUUUGUUCGUUUUUUUUUUGGGGGGGGGGGGGAUAUCAUAGCCUAAAGCCAAAUGAAAUUGAAAACAGGUGAUACAUGUAGGUAUUAAACAUGCGGGAUUUCACAAUCUGCACGACAUCUGCUAUACUCUUACUCUAAUAUGCCGUGGUUGUUUAAUGAUUCAUCAGUAAUUGAAUCAUUAUAUGUUGGAACUAUUAAUGUUUUUAUUCGUUAAUGCCUAGAACAA
This is a messenger RNA of Magallana angulata, 1439 nucleotides long. RefSeq lists its product as uncharacterized. Lineage: Eukaryota; Metazoa; Mollusca; Bivalvia; Ostreida; Ostreidae. Gene Ontology annotation, molecular function: scavenger receptor activity. The coding region runs from base 1 to 1023 and encodes 340 amino acids. The transcript has 6 exons. The record is from RefSeq and is a predicted model, not a curated record.